This is a messenger RNA of Saccoglossus kowalevskii, 1705 nucleotides long. RefSeq names its product solute carrier family 35 member H1-like. The record is from RefSeq and is a predicted model, not a curated record. NCBI's taxonomy places the organism in Eukaryota, Metazoa, Hemichordata, Enteropneusta, Harrimaniidae.
GCCGUCGCCGGUAUCUGUGUAUCGUUCGAUUAAUCGCCUUACUGGCACUGGUAAUGAUCGUUGGUGCAACUUCUCAAAUGGGUUUUAGCGAUGUUAAUAGUUUUGUUUUAGUUCACUGAGUUAAAACUGCAUAACAGUACUCCAACAAUAAUAACAUCUAUGCUCACCAACUUACUCAAGUUCUGAGGAUGUGGAAAAUUUGCCGGCGAAUGGGAUUGUUAGUUACUGAACUAAUUGUAUUGUUUAUGUGACUACUAUACAAUAUCAUCAGUAUAGUAACUACAACAGUAAUAUAUAAACAGAUUGGAGCUGGGAUAAGACAUUGACGUUGUCUAUCAUCAUGAACAAUCCUUUUAUUUAUACUAAUAUCACAGCGAAUUUGGAUUUACCAUGAAUGUCCCGGGAAGAAGCCAGAGAAUAUUUGAGGCACACAUCAGGGAAGUUGCCCCCCAAACAAUAAAAAGAUCUCCUUAUUUUGAUUUUUUUGUCCUCGCCGUGAAGACAUUAGCAUUGGUGCUGUUUUACUACUGUUUCUCAAUUAGUCUGACGUUUUACAACAAAUGGCUGUUAGGGACUUUUCACUAUCCACUUACUGUAACUAUUUACCACUUGGUGUUGAAAUUUAUAAUAGCUGUCAUUGUUAGACAAAUAACACAACUAGUCACAAAGAAGAAACCAUUGACACUUGGAUGGGGACUUUAUUUAAAGAAAGUUGCUCCUACUGGCUUGGCCAGCUCACUUGACAUUGGAUUAUCCAACUGGAGUUUUCUCUUUAUAACAGUCUCUCUGUAUACAAUGUCAAAAUCAUCAGCAAUUAUUUUUAUUCUUGUAUUUGCAAUAAUAUUUAAACUGGAAGAGUUUAGGGUGUCUCUCAUAGCCGUUAUAUUGCUGAUAGCUGUGGGACUGUUUUUAUUCACUUAUAAAUCAACACAAUUCAAUCUAGAGGGUUUUAUACUAGUCAUGACUGCAUCAAGUCUUAGCGGUAUUCGGUGGUCAAUGGCUCAGCUGUUAACACAAAAAGAAGAAAUAGGUUUGUCCAAUCCUGUUGAUCUAGUAUAUCAUUUACAACCUAUUAUGAUUGUAGGACUGAUUCCAUUGGCAAUUGCAUUUGAAGGUCUUCCUGUGGUGUCAACAGAACAGUUUUUAGGCUACACAGACCAGAAUGCAUUUAUAUACUCUAUAUCAAUAUUAUCCCUUGGUGCUUGCUUAGCAUUCAUGCUGGGAGUGUCUGAGUAUUUACUUUUAGGACAGACAUCCAGUCUAACUUUAUCUAUAGCAGGAAUAUUUAAGGAGAUUUGCACUCUGUACAUAGCAACCCAGUACGUUGGUGAUAUACUCACACCUAUCAAUGCAGUCGGUAUGGUUAUCUGUCUAAGUGGAAUCACACUCCAUGUCAUCCUCAAGGCAGCCCGCUCCAAAAAACAAGGAAAGAGCCACUCAGGAAAAGAUUACCUGAAAGAAGAUUCAGAGAAUGGUGAGGCAAUCCAGAUGUUGGUUGCCAAUGGUGAAGCAAAUGAUGAUGAUGACGAUGAAGACGAUGAGGAAAUAUUUGAUGCAAGGAUGCACAAAGGAAGGAGAAAUUAUGCCAAGACUGAACUCUGAUGCUGAGAAUAAGCGUGAAUUUGAAAAGACACUCACAAUUAUAAACUAAAUGAUACGGCUAAAAAAAUAUAUUCUAUUUUUCAGAUAUUUACUGAUUCAGUGC